ACAACAGCAGCAUCAGCAGCAGCAGCCCAAUGUUGUUGCUGUCGCUGCUGGUGCUGGCAGCGCUGCUGCAGAUCAGCUGCGCCGUGGAGUUCACGUUCGAUUUGGGCGACAAUGCGGAGGAUUGCUUUUACGAGGAGAUCAAGCGCAAUACGAGCGCCUAUUUUGAAUUUCAAGUAUCCGCCGGCGGUCAACUGGACGUGGAUGUGGUCCUCAAGGAUCCACAGAAUCAGAUCAUCUAUUCGCUGAACCGUGCCACCUUUGAUAGCCAUCAGUUUAUUGCCGAGACAACGGGCGUUUAUACCGCCUGCUUUAGCAACAAGUUUUCGGCGUUUUCGCACAAAAUCGUCUACGUGGACUUUCAGGUGGGCGAGGAGCCGGCUUUGCCCGGCGUCGAUGAGCACGCCACGGUGCUAACCCAAAUGGAGACAUCAUCCCAGGCGAUACACAAGGCCCUCAACGAUAUACUGGACGCCCAGACGCAUCAUCGGCUGCGCGAGGCGCAGGGACGCAAACGUGCCGAGGAUAUCAAUCAGCGUGUCAUGGUCUGGGCAUCGCUGGAGACGGCAACUGUGAUCCUGAUUGGACUCGUCCAGAUAUUGGUGUUGCGCAACUUCUUUACGGAUCGCAAGCCCAGCCAGGCGCGCUAUGGUCGCCUGUAAUCUGGACGAACUGGAGCACGCAGUGGGAGCAGCGCAACCAUCUCUACCAUACACACACACACACACACACACACACGCAUAUAUAUAUGUAAAAAUUUUUUUUUAUAUUAUUUUUAAUGUUACGAAACUGUUGCCAGGCUACCUUCUCUCACAUGUAUUCCCAUUGUCCAGCAAAUUGUAAUUGAUUUGUUUAUGAGCCCCCCUUCCCACGCCCAGCCCACACCCCCUUCAACAGAGAAAGAGAAUUGUUUUUCUUCAAAAAAAAAAAACAAAAACAAAACAAAAAUACAA
Molecule: messenger RNA, 950 nt
Organism: Drosophila novamexicana
Lineage: Eukaryota; Metazoa; Arthropoda; Insecta; Diptera; Drosophilidae
Gene: p24-1
Product: transmembrane emp24 domain-containing protein 3
Exons: 1
Coding region: 30-659 (209 amino acids)
Biological process (GO): endoplasmic reticulum to Golgi vesicle-mediated transport; Golgi organization; intracellular protein transport
Cellular component (GO): endoplasmic reticulum-Golgi intermediate compartment; endoplasmic reticulum; Golgi apparatus
Source: RefSeq, a predicted model, not a curated record